AUGGCCGAAAGCACAGCUCCAGCGGAAGGAAACAACCAGAACUGUUCGUUCUGCGAGGAUGUUGACGGGGUGGACGACAUGGUCCAAUGCGACGUUUGUGACCUGUGGGCUCAUUACCGGUGUGCCGGUGUGACGGAAGCGGUCAAAAAUGAAAGCUGGAGUUGCUCGAAGUGUAGCAUUCAACUACAGGUACCAAAACCUGGUAGGAAGGCACCCGUGAAGAAGGGGCCGCCUAGAAAAACAGAGCAGGAAGCUAAAGAGAAGGAAUUGGAGGAGCAAAAAUUAUUUUAUGAGAGGCGCUUAGAGAUAGAGCGUUCCUUUCUGCAGCGAAAGCGGGCGCAACAACAAGAUAUGUUGCUUAAGGAGAGGCAACUAUUGGAGAAACGUCUGUCCGACGAACGGGAAUUUUUAGAACGGCAGCAGGCACUCCGGACCCAAUUCCGGCACAUGAAACUAGAGCUAUCCCGUCAAUUCGAGGGUACGGAUGAUGAAGUAGACGAGGAAAGUCCGGAAGGUGCGGCUGAUAAAGUCCAGCAGUGGAUGAAAUCCAACCGGCAGGAUCCUCGAGGUGCGUAUCCGAAGCAGCAAGAGAGAGUUACUACAUCUUCAUCGGGCGACAGAGAGGCCAUCGAAGAUGAGGAUAAGGCGGAAAAGCUAAAGCGAGACAGUCUAGUCGGAAAUGUCAUCGGUGCACGUUCGGUUGCCACAAAAGGCAACACAAUACAAAGCAAAACAGGAUCGAGCAGCGUAAACAAUCGAUUAUUAGAACAGGUUAUUCUCCAACGCCCAUUGAAAGGAUCUGUAUCUUUUGCACAUGAGCAGAAUCCUCACGUGGAGACGGAUUGCGAGGGAGAGGAAAUAGAUCCGUUGUACGAUGCAGACUGGACGGAGGAGGAAGAAGCAACCAUUCCAGCUUGCGGUUACACAAAUACUGAUAACCUGAAGAGACUUCAGGAUAGUCUACAGGGUUUUGCGAAAGAAGCCGUCCAAAGCCGCCUUUUAUUACCCGAGUCCGUGCCAGAGGUCGUAGAGGACCUGCGCAAAUUAUUCGGAAAUUCUGAAAAGCUACUCAAAACUCUGGUAGCGAAAGUUCGGAACGCUCAAGCCCCUAGACUGGACAAGUUAGAGACAUUUCUUUAUUUCGGGAUCACCGUCAAGCAAUUAUGCGACCACCUCGAAGCAGCCGGAUUGCGAGAUCACUUGAGUAACCCUAUGCUUGUACAGGAGUUGGUUAGCAAGUUGCCUCCUUCGUACAAACUUGACUGGGUACGAUUCAAGCGAGGCAGGUGUGGAACUCCGCUCAGAAUAUUCACGGACUUUACAAACGAAAUCGUUUCCGAAGUUUCGGAAGUAGCUGAGUUUACCGGAACUGAACAACAUACGUUAAGAGAGCCAAUGAGAAGCAGUAAACCAAAAAGAAAUGAAUAUCUGCACGCUCAUACAACGCAUGGCGGACAGUCUGGAGGGAUGCUGCUCCCGGCACAGCAAAAAAGCAAGAAGUCGUGUGUCGUAUGCAAAAGAACUGACCACAAGUUGCGAUUUUGUGACGACUUCGUUAAGUUGGGCCUGCGAGAUCGGGCUAAGGUUGUGGAGAAACACAAACUCUGCCCAGUUUGUCUUAACGACCAUGGCAACGCACGGUGCACGUUCAACGUCAAAUGUAAUGUAAACAACUGUAGAGGUGGUCAUCACCCGCUACUUCAUCGUGCCGAAGAAGUCAUUCAGGUCGCACGCGUUGAAUUGAAUACUCACGAAUGUCAAGCUUCUAUUCUAUUCCGGAUGAUUCCAAUAACCCUUUACUACGGGGAAAACUCGGUAGAUUCCAUCGCCUUUCUAGACGAAGGCGCAUCCACAACUUUGGUGGAAAGCACUAUAACUGAUAGACUCAACGCAGAAGGAAUACCGGAACCACUAGUCGUAGUGUGGACGGCCAACAUGAAACGUCAUGAAGAUCAGUCCAGGAGAGUAAAUCUAUCGAUCUCGUCAAGGGGAAGCGACAUUAGGCAUCAGCUAGCAGAGGCGCGUACCGUUACAGAUCUGGUAUUACCGCAGCAAAGUAUCAACUUUAAGGAAAUGGCGAAACGUUUCAAGCAUUUGCGCGGUUUGCCAGUGAUCGACUACAAUAAAGAUACGCCGAGGGUGCUAAUCGGAUUGGACAAUCUGCAUUUGUUUGCGCCGUUAGAAUCUAGAGUUGGAGGCCCUAGUGAACCGAUCGCAGUGCGCUCAACCCUUGGAUGGACAGUGUAUGAAGUAACCCGACAAGAAAUAUCGCCCCGCGUUUUCGUCAGCCACCAUUCAAUCCAACCUGUGAGUAACGAGGAACUACACGAGAUGCUAGGUACACAAUACCGCUUGGAGGAGUCCUAUACGCCUGUCGUUCCCCUACUGGAAUCCAACGAGGACCAGCGAGCACGGGAGGUUUUGGAGAAAACUACAAUCAGAGUAGGGGAUCGCUUCGAAACCGGCCUGAUCUGGAAAGAGGAUUAUACAACAUUUCCCGACAGCUACCCGAUGGCAAUGAAACGAUUGCAGGCGCUAGAACGUCGACUUGCCAAAAAUCCGGAGCUACAACGGAAUGUAUUCCAGCAGAUCGUGGAGUAUCAGCAGAAGGGGUACUGCCAUAAAGCAUCGAAAAUAGAGCUUGGUAAUGCAGAUGCGAAUAGGGUAUGGUACUUACCAUUAAAUGUAGUUCUUAAUCCUAAGAAACCGGGCAAAAUCCGCCUAGUUUGGGACGCAGCGGCGACUGUCGACGGAGUAUCUUUGAACUCCCGCUUGCUUAAAGGCCCCGAUCUAUUAACCUCACUCCUUUCUGUAAUUUGCAAAUUCCGGGAAAGGGCGAUCGCAUUUGGUGGUGACGUACGCGAAAUGUACCACCAACUGCGUAUACGUGAAGCAGACAAAUCGGCACAAAGAUUCCUCUUCCGAUUCGACCCCGAGAAGUCCCCCGAUGUGUACGUGAUGGACGUAGCUACCUUCGGGUCCACUAGCUCUCCAUGCUCGGCACAAUUCAUUAAAAAUCGCAAUGCCGAGGAAUAUGCAACACAGUUUCCAGAUGCGGCAAGAGCGAUUAUUGAUCGACAUUAUGUCGACGACUAUUACGAUAGUCUCGACACCGAAGAUGAAGCGGUGCGACGAGCUAAGGAAGUCCGUUACAUUCACUCAAAAGCCGGCUUUGACAUCCGGAAUUGGGCAUCAAAUUCAACAGAUGUUCUGAGCAAGCUCGGAGAAUCCAAUGUCGAUAAGCUGGUACAUUUUAGUCAAGAAAAAACCACCGAUCAAGAACGAGUUUUGGGGUUAAUUUGGGAUACAGUACAGGAUGUUAUAACGCCGACGAAUGUGGGUCAGGCACUUCGGGACUCCUACAAACGUUCUCAACAACUGGCAGAUAACAUGUGGCGGCGCUGGAUAAAAGAAUAUAUUCCGAGUAUCAACCAAAGAAACAAAUGGUUUGGAGAAUCCAAGGCUUUGCAGAAGGGAGAUCUAGUCUACGUUGUGGAAGGUGAACGUCGCAAGGUAUGGAUACGCGGGAUCGUCGAAGAAUUAAUCGUGUCUAGCGAUGGGAGAGUACGGCAGGCAAUGGUAAGGACCAACGGCGGGCUAUUUAGACGUGCAACCGCCAACCUAGCGGUAUUGGAGAUAAAUGAGGGUAACGCUGAUCCGGUGGCUGGUUCCGAACCAGGAUUACAGGUCGGGGAAUUGUUGAGUUCAACCAUGGUGGGCAAACCCACUGGGUCUGGCGGAAGGCACAAUUCUGUCAUCGCACUAGAGACAGCUCAGUGA
Messenger RNA from Topomyia yanbarensis, 3780 nucleotides. RefSeq lists its product as uncharacterized. The coding region runs from base 1 to 3780 and encodes 1259 amino acids. The transcript has 3 exons. The record is from RefSeq and is a predicted model, not a curated record. NCBI's taxonomy places the organism in Eukaryota, Metazoa, Arthropoda, Insecta, Diptera, Culicidae.